Molecule: messenger RNA, 3495 nt
Organism: Cydia strobilella
Lineage: Eukaryota; Metazoa; Arthropoda; Insecta; Lepidoptera; Tortricidae
Gene: mus312
Product: structure-specific endonuclease subunit SLX4
Exons: 5
Coding region: 119-3436 (1105 amino acids)
Biological process (GO): DNA repair; DNA replication; resolution of meiotic recombination intermediates
Cellular component (GO): Slx1-Slx4 complex; nucleus
Source: RefSeq, a predicted model, not a curated record
UGAAGAGCAGGAAAGGAAAAUAUUGAUAGCUACUGGCCUGCCAUUAAGAUCAGGACGAACUAUACGGCGGCUGAUGGAAGAGGAGCAAAGAGUGGACUUGCCCCAUAAAUAACGUAAAAUGAAUGUAGAUACUUUAAAUAGCAAGUACAAAGUUGUAAGCAAAUACUUUGUGGGUAAGACUGUUAUGGAUGAAAGUCUCUCUGAUUUUAAGGAGAAGAAAAGUUUUAAAAUAAAGAAUAAUAAAGCACCUGCCAAGCCUAAAGCAAAAAAGGUAAAACGAGUCAAAGGCCAGAAGGAUAUACGGACUGUGUUGAAAGCCAAAAAGAAUGAGCUAAUAGCUUACUCUGAAGAUUUUUACUCAGUAUGCAAGAAAUCUGGCAUUGACGUUGAUUCUGAACAGCUUCAGCUAGCUAUAGCUCUGUCCAAAUCGCUACAAACAAAAGAUUCUGUUGAUAGUUCCAGUUCAAGCUCAAAAUAUUUGACAACUCAACAAAGGACAGGACUCAUACGCACAACUCUAAAAGAGUAUGGAUUUAAAGUUCCUGAAAAGCCAACUACAAGUAGGAAAACCAAGAAACGAAGAAAACCAUACAAGUUGCUUUUGACAAGCGAGGAAGAAAAACAACAAAUAAUAUCCGAUAGGUACUCGCAGCUACUUUUUGAGUUAAAUAACUUGAAAAGUACAACUAGUGAUAAAAAUUUAGUUUUACCUAAUUUAUUUAUAUACAACAUGUCUACUAAUAUAGAAUAUGAAAAUAUUAAGGAUGACUCUAUAUUUUAUGUUGAGAAUAUUGUUGAAGAAUCACCAAAUAGUAUGGGAUGCUUGUUAAAAAAUUGGUCUGAUAUACCCGGCCGGCCAUCAAGCCCAGAUGUGAACAAAUCUGAACUAUUGUUUUCGGAAGUAGAAUGCUCUCAGGAAGAGUUAGACAUUGUUCUUAGUGGACAUUUAAAAUAUAGCAAAGAUAUUCUUCGAAAGAAGAACAUGUUGAAAGACAAAAGAAAGAGUAUUGAUAUUUACAAAGUUAAAAGAAAUAUUAGUAAAACAGUAAUAGAGCUUAGUCCAGGAUUUGUAGAAGAUAAUACAGGCAAUCAACCCCCAAUGUUUAUAUCAGGAAGUAGUAGCAAAGAAAUUAAUGACACUGACGAGAAUGAAUCUUCAAUAAAAGUAGGAAAUGGAGAAGAGAAAAAUUUACUAGUGGUAACACAGCCAAGCCGAAGCUUAUCCCCUGAUUUAUUUGAUGAUGAAGAUGAUGCAAUAGUUGAAAUACCUAAUGAAACAGUGACAGAUUCUGAAACUGCAAAUAACUUUACAAAACAAGCCAGUGAAGUCAUGGACUUGACUGAAUGUAUUAAUGCCCAAAAAAAUAUGUGUAACAGUAGCAAUAUGAAAACACAUUCUCAGAUAUCACAACAAAUAGAUGUGACUAAAAGAAAAUCUAAUGAUUUCAUGGAGAUGACAGAAUGUGUAGGAAGUUCUUCCCAACAUUUAAUGCAUAAGAUUGAUGAAGAAAUAGAUUUAACAGGACCUUGUGAAAACAUUGUUACAACAUUAAGGAGUAAUACAUGUGUUGAAAAUCCAGUAGUUGUAGAAUGUGAUAGUGAUUCUUCUAUACUCAUAGCAAAGGAGGAUGAAGAGCAUAUAGAUUUAACUGCAGAAUGUGAAACAGAUAACAAUAGAAAUACAUCAUAUACAGAAAAUGUACAUAUAACAAACUCAAAUGUUUUUUUAGAAGGCCAGACUGAUGAACAUAUUGAUUUAACGGAAAAUUGUGUUGUUGAUGUGGAAAACAAUAAUAAUAGUGUAAAUGCUGAUAAUAUUGAACAUAUGGAUUUAACCCAGUCUUCAAACACAAGUGGUGAUUCAUUGCCCUUUGUUCAAGUUGGUGGUACACAAGUAGUACCAGAAAAAUCUCUGGAUGAUACAAUAAUAUUAAACGAAAAUGAUUAUCUAGAAACAAAAUCACCAGAAGGUAACAAGAAAUUACAUGUUUGUGAUGUUGAACAGCCAAAUCAAGAUCCAAACACUACCAGCCCAGAUCAUGCCAUUGAAAUCAUAUCUCCAAAACACAUACCAUUAGAAACUGAUGAGGCUCAAAUAAUAAACCUUGAUGAAAGUGAAGUACCUGAAGCAAAUGAUGAUAAUGUAGAUUUAACACAAACAUCUGACUCAAAUGAGGCUAACAAUAUUGGUCAAAACAAUAGUCAUCAUAUAAACAACAGUAGUCUCGGAAAAAAAGAUAACAUAUCAGUAGACUAUGAUGAAGCUUUGGAAAACAUGAACUCUUUUCCAUAUUAUGACAAUGAAAAUUAUAAUAAUGAUACAUUAGUGACAGAAGAUCAUUUAGAAAAGAAUAAUGCUAAUGAAGUGCUUUUAAAAAGUAAAGUACCAGAACCCAGUAAUAAUUUAAAUUCUACGUGUAAUAACAUAGAUAACUAUUUUGAUUUUGGUGGCAUUUCAGUAAUAGAUAACCUACCUAGUUUCAAUGAUAAAUCAAGACAUACAAAUAGCUUACCAAAUGGUAGCAUGCGAGACAGUUUACCCAUGGUAGAUGUAAAGGGUACUGGGAAACCCAAAUUUCCAUUAAAACAUGUUAUUGAUCCCAAUUCUGAUCCUAUAAGUCAUAAAAGCUUGAAUGAAAAACCUAUUGAAGCUGGAACACAAACUCCUAAAACUGAAGUUGACAGGCAUGUUAAUGUAGAAACACCUGAGCAAUCGGAAUAUAUAGUAAAGACUGAUAAUGUUACUCCAUUGUUGGAUUAUGCUUCUAUGUCUACACCGGAGAGGAAUAGAGAAUUGGACAAAUAUGGCCUGAAGCCAUUUAAACGGAAAAGAGCUAUACAACUUUUAAUGCAUUUGUACAACCAAACCCACCCAUAUGUUGAAUCGGCCGAGGAAUUGCCAUCACCAUCAAAAAAACGAAGAACAGAUAACUUAAGCGAGCCUUCAGCUUCUAAAUCUUCCAGUAGUACAUCUAUAUCACCACGAAAAACUACAAAAUCACCAAGAAAAUGUCCUAAAUCACCAAAUAAAGCUACUAAAUCGCCAAGAAAAGCUUCAAGAUCACCAAGAACAAGUGAAGAGGGAAAUUUGAAUGAUUCAGAUAAAGAGAAUGACUUGUUUAUGGUGACAAGAGAAGUGCCUGUCAUUAGAAUUGUAGAGUGUGAUGCGGAUGACUGGGUCUUCCAGAAACGAGAGAAGGCUAAGCUCCACACCUGCCGGGUGCCUUUACACAUAGCAUUCCACAACUACGUGUCGUGUCGCCUGCGAUUGCACGAAGCCAUCCUCCGCUAUGAGCCCGUCAAUAUUGACGUCAUACACAAGGAACUGGCUGCCAGUGGGCACCGGUAUGACCCCAAGGAUCUUCUAAAAUUCCUGGACAAGAGAUGCAUUACAGUGAAAACUGCUGAUAAUACCAAAAACAAUAAGAGGUACUAGUGAUUCCAAUAAUUUAUAGACAAUCGUGUGUUUUGAACUUUGCUGAAAGGUAAUAAGGU